UCUCGCUCUAUAGAUAAAUUCAUAUGCACGCACUCAAAUGAGUCGGUAGAUAUCGCGUAAACGAAGAUAAAGAAGAGAGAGAUUUCCGAAAUUAUGGAUAUUACAAGCAAACUACCGUACGAGUGCAUCGCCAACAUAAUUUCUAAGACAUCCCCUCCUGAUGCAUGCAGGAUGUCGUUGGUUUCCCGGACAUUCAGCUCAGCUGCUGCUUCCAAUCUCGUGUGGGAGGCGCUUCUGCCUCCCGAUCAUCAGCAAAUCAUUUCUGAAUCGGUUUCGUCGUCGUCAUCAUUGAGUAUGCUGUCCAAGAAAGAUCUUUAUUUCAGCCUCUGCGACAAUCCGAUCCUCAUCGGCAACGGUAACAGGAGUUUUACAAUACAUGAAUGGAGUGGGAAAAAGAGUUACAUGCUGGGUGCGAGGGAGUUAGAGGUAGUAUGGGGAGACGCUUCACAAUACUGGAAAUGGUCUUCUCUUGCCGAGUCGCCAUUUUUACCUAAAUCCAGAUUUACGGAGGUUGCUCAUCUUUUGGAUGUGUGUUGGCUUGACGUACGGGGCAACAUUGAGACCAAAUUUCUGUCCCCAAAUACGAGAUACGGAGCAUACCUUAUCUACACUAUUGGGGAUCAAUCCCAUGGGCUUGACAAGCCAGUGAAGUUGUGGGUUAGAUUUCUAGAUGAGAUUAGAUGUGAUUUUAUCAAUGCUUAUUUGCUAUCAAGAACAUCCAUGGAUGAUGCACCCGAGGAAGAGGAUGCACGAUUUCCAAGAGACAGAGAGGACAUGUGGAUGGAGAUUGAGUUGGGGGAAUUCUUCAAUCAUGACCAGGUAGAUAGAGUGGUCGAAAUGCACUUGAGGGAGAGUGAAGUCCUCAACUGGAAGUCUGGCCUUGUGAUCCAUGGCAUUGAGGUUCGACCAAAAGAUUUAAGAUAA
Juglans microcarpa x Juglans regia is the source of this 924-nucleotide messenger RNA. Its product is annotated as F-box protein At2g02240-like. Lineage: Eukaryota; Viridiplantae; Streptophyta; Magnoliopsida; Fagales; Juglandaceae. The transcript is spliced from 3 exons. The record is from RefSeq and is a predicted model, not a curated record. The coding region runs from base 94 to 924 and encodes 276 amino acids. Gene Ontology annotation, molecular function: protein binding.